Molecule: messenger RNA, 4612 nt
Organism: Daphnia carinata
Lineage: Eukaryota; Metazoa; Arthropoda; Branchiopoda; Diplostraca; Daphniidae
Product: fibulin-2-like
Molecular function (GO): calcium ion binding
Source: RefSeq, a predicted model, not a curated record
AAAAUUUCUUCCCAUUACAAAAUUCAAAGGAGGCUAAACAAAUUGACCAAGGAAUGGGGCACUGGACUACAAGAUUGCCCUUGAUUGGACUUUCUCUUCUUUUUCUCACAGACGUUUACGGUGACUUUGAACAACCGCUGUCUCAUUGCUGCAAUCUCGGUGUCAAAUGGGGCGUGGAAAACCUGCAGUGUGCCGCCUUCCCCGCACCGGUGGUUGGUAUCCGUAACGAGCAACAAGCAAUCUGUCUCUCGGCCGUGCACAUUUGUUGUCUUCGAAAACACAGGGAGCGACAGUGUGAGCUGGGCAAACAGUCGGCCAGAGCGGAUCGGGAAUGUUCGGUCAACCGAGAUCUUGGCGGCGAAGCCCAUAAAGACUGUUGCGAAGGAUGCAAAUUAGGGCUCGUUGCUGGUUCAAUGUCAAUGGGAUGUACCUUCAGAGCUUUCCAGUUUGGCGCUCCUUGGGACGACGCUUACCGUUCGUGUUGCCAGCAAACUCUGCCUCAGGUAUUCCCAGAUAACUCGUUCCCCAAUCCACGCAUCCCGAGCACCACGUCCAGAAGUCAAAUUCCACCAUUUCUUCCACCUCCACCAACUCCAGCGCUACCCAAAUUCCCGAUCGACGAACCCAACUCUAUUGAGGACGACGAAGAUCUCUGCGCCCGCUUCCCAGGAGAAUUAUGCGCUCACGUUUGUGUACCAACUGGAGGUUCGUCUUACCGAUGCGAGUGCCGCGAAGGUUUCCAGCUACUUGCCGAUGGAAAAUCUUGCCAACAAGCCACUCAAUAUGACCGCUGUUCGACGGAUAACCCUUGUUCGCAAAAGUGUACAGACACGGGAUUGGCCGUGGAAUGUUCCUGCCAUUCGGGAUACCAGUUGGCGCCUGACGAGAAGACCUGUACAGAUGUCGACGAAUGUUUCAUUGGCGCCGACAACUGUGAUGUUCUGCUCCAGAUUUGUGUUAAUCAGCCAGGUGGUUUCGCUUGCAUAGAGCGCAAAGAUGGUCCCAACACCGGACCGCGACCAGCGGGACAACAGCCUGAUGGUGGCAGCGAUGGAAGGGCCUGUCCAAGAGGUUUCAAAUUCAACGCCGAAUCAAGAGUUUGUGACGAUGUGAACGAGUGCGACUCGCAGCCACCAGUUUGCCCGGCUCAAACGUUGUGCCAGAACACAAUCGGUUCUUAUACCUGCGCCCGGAAGCCCCAGGUGGAGGAAUGCCCUCUCGGUUUCCGCUUCAGCAGUCAGAUCCAGACAUGCAUUGAUAUUGACGAAUGUAAAGAAAAUCCAGCUACGUGUCCUAAAACUCGACCAGUGUGCGUUAAUCUUCAAGGAUCGUACAACUGUCAAGCGAGGAAUGAGAGCACUCCACUUGGCCCGUCCGUCACUUGCCCGGCAGGAUACAAAUUCAACACAGCCCAACAGACAUGCGAAGAUGUGGACGAGUGCGCCGAGCGUCUCGAUUCGUGCGUCCACGGAAUGGAAAUGUGCAUCAAUGACCUGGGCCGGUACCACUGUGAACCACUCAGUGCCGACGCCGCUUCCCCUUCAAGCGGCCAGCGUCAUCACGACGUCGACGACCAUCACCAAACUCCGGGUUUUAGCCAGUGCCCGCCUGGUUACACUUACGAUGAGGACGAGCAAGUCUGCAUCGAUUUGGACGAAUGUUUAAAUGGAGAGCUGGAAGAGUUUAGCUUGUGCGACGAGGACAAGCGUUGCGUAAACACUGAAGGAUCGUAUGAAUGUCUUGAAGCCUGUGCACUGGGAUAUCAACCCGACGUGGCCGACGGCCUGGGCCCAUGCGUCGACAUCGAUGAGUGCCUCGUUCCUGGUCACAAUUGCACAUUGGCUGAAAAAUGCGUCAACGUACCGGGAUCGUACCGAUGCGAGCAAUUGAGGCCAGUCUUGCAAACAGUGAGUUUCCCAACGACAACAACAACAGGCAACGUUCGACCAAUCCUGCGUUUGAGUUCAACCACAACUUCGACUACAUCAACGACAACGACUACGACGACAACAUCAACCACACCAAAGCCAACUACAACAACCAAAACCACAACGCCGAUUCCAACUACUUCAACCACCACAAGAACAACAACAACAACAACUACCCCGGCUCCUACUACCACCACUACUACAACAGCUCCAACAACAACAACGGCCAGGACUUCUCGCCAACAUCACAAUAUUUCGGGCUCGUGCCCGUCAGGAUUCCGCAGAGACGUUGGCGGUGGCCGUUGUAAAGAUAUCAACGAAUGCGAGGAAGGGACUCACCGGUGUGAACCAUCGAAAUCCGAUUGUGUCAACACUGCCGGAUCUUAUAGAUGCAAACCAUUGGCGCCUUGUCUGGCAGGAUUCCGCCGUAACACAUCCCACGGCCGCUGCGAAGAUAUUGACGAAUGUGUUGAAGGGUUGCACAACUGCGAGACCCAGACGGCGCUGUGUGUCAACAAUUAUGGAUCGUUUGAUUGCCGGCCUUAUCCGUUCUGCCCGGCCGGACAUCGUUUCAGCGUCCAAGAUCGAUUCUGCCAAGAUAUUGACGAAUGCGCCGAAGGUAGUCACAACUGCAGCGGAACAUGCGUCAACGCCGUCGGAACUUUCCGAUGCGUGGAUCGAGAGCCGGUCAGCUGCGGACUGGGAUUUCGCUACGACGCAGAGAAACGCGAAUGCCAAGAUAUCGACGAGUGCGUGGAAGCGAGAGACUACUGCAACAAGGAGACGGAAACUUGCGUCAACGAGCGCGGAGGUUACCGUUGCGCACCUUACAACGAGCUGCCGCAAAGCUCCAGUUCUGCAGCACCCAAUCCAUUGACGACUACGACACCAGCUCCUCCUACCAACCGGCCACCGGCCAGAACUCCAAGUUGCCCGAGAGGCUACGUCUUUAGCGACGAAAGUCGUCGUUGCGUCGAUGUCAACGAAUGUACCAGUGAACCGAGUCCUUGCCGUGGUAACCAACAAUGCGAAAACACCGUGGGUAGCUACGUCUGUCGAUGCGCUAUCGGCUACCGCUUCAAUACAGCCACUCAAUUCUGCGAAGAUAUUAACGAAUGCUUGCUGGAUUACCACGACUGUUUGAGUUCGCAGAGGUGCGACAACACGGUCGGCAGUUACACCUGCUUCCGCACGACCAGCUGUGGCACUGGCUACACCUUCAACUCUCAAAAGGGCAGCUGUGAAGACGACGACGAAUGUGAAUCAGGGGCGAAUGAUUGCGCUGUUCUCGGUACGCUCUAUCAGUGCCGUAACACGGAGGGCUCGUUCCGCUGCGAGCGCAAGCGAUGCAACGACCGCACGGACGGACUCACGAUGUUGGACGAGGAGACGGGACGCUGCGUCCGACCGCCACAGUGUGCGACCGGCUUUGAACCCGCUCCCAGAGGCCGAUGCAACGAUAUCGACGAAUGCGCAAGAGGUAAUCCUUGUCCGCGGGGUCACCAGUGCACCAACACAGUGGGAUCCUUCACGUGUGUCAACACGCAGAAAUGCGAUCCAGGUUACGAGAUGAACAGCGCUGGAACUCACUGUCAAGAUAUCGACGAAUGUGCCAAAUCAACGCACGACUGCAAGCGGAAUCAACUGUGUCAAAACCGUCCGGGAGGCUACGUCUGUGCUUGUCAGCCAGGCUACACAAUCGGGGCGAAUCGCGAAUGCGAAGAUGUAGACGAAUGUACACGAUUCGCCGGUCAGAUCUGUUCGCCGAAUUCGCAAUGUGCCAACACGCCCGGCUCUUAUCGCUGCGACUGCAAAGAAGGAUUCCGUUCAGGAUCUGAUCCUCGCUCCUGUGUUGACAUCGACGAAUGCGCCGAAACGGCCCGCCUGUGCCAGCAGAAUUGUGCCAACACGUGGGGUUCGUACCAGUGCAGCUGUCAGUCUGGGUACACGCUAGCUCCUGAUAACAGGUCGUGCCACGAUGUCGACGAAUGUGAAUUGUACAAAGAACGUGGAGGUCUGUGCAUCGGCCUUUGCGUCAAUGAGCCCGGAAGCUAUUCGUGUCAAUGUCCCGAAGGCUACCGUCUAGCAUCUGACAACCGCACUUGCCAAGAUAUCGACGAGUGCGCUAGACCAGGAGUCUGCCGACCGGAAGAAUCGUGUCUCAAUACAAAAGGCGGUUAUUAUUGCAACGCCAUCGUCUGCCCGCCCAACUACGUCCGAGACACCGAACAUAGAAACCGUUGCAAGCGAGUGUCACUCGAGUGUCACAGCUGGGACAGCGAAUGCCUUCGCAAGCCUGUUUCAUAUUCGUACAAUUUUUUGACGCUUCCAUCGAAAAUCCCUAUCCCAGUCCGUACUGGUCACCUGGACCUGUUUAGCAUGCGCGGCCCACUUUGGGCCUCGGCGACAGUUCAAUUCAAUUUGGAAUUGAACGACGUCCGAGCACCGAACGACCUGGUCGAACGCAAACUCAAAGUGGAUCGCAACGCUUUCAGCUUACGACGGUCGACAUCAUCGCAGAAUCAAGCCAUUUUGGCCCUGACAAAAUCUAUCGUCGGACCGCAAGAGAUUGAAUUGUUCCUCAACAUGGAUAUGUACCAGAACGGCGUCUUCAGUGGCGUCGCCGUCGUUAAAAUUUUCAUCUACGUCACGCAGUAUGAAUUCUAAAAAAAAAAAAUGUAAAA